AUGAGUUAUAAUGAAAAAACAGUUGGGCCCAUAUCUUCCUCCACUCAGGAGGUAAAGUCACCGUCGAUAUCACAGGAUGCCGAAAAGGGAGUAGAAUACACUAAAAAUGAUCAAAUCUCAGAACUAUCCAACGAUGAGGUCACAGGCACAGCAGAAACAGUCAAACGUCAACUAAAACCUCGACACGUGUCCAUGAUCACAUUGGGUGGAACCAUUGGUACUGGUCUCUUCAUCUCAACAGGCUCAAUGCUUGCAGAUUCAGGACCUAUACUUUCACUCAUUUCUUUUCUAUUCAUGACAACAAUCACUUAUAGCGUCACCCAAUCAUUGGGAGAGAUGGCCACCCUCAUCCCAGUUACCGGAUCAUUUGCACAAUUCAUCACAAGAUGGGUCUCAUCUUCAGUGGGAAGCACCGUUGGUUGGCUUUAUUGGUUCAGUUGGACCAUGACUUUUGCAUUGGAACUUUCAGUUGUCGGACAAGUAAUUGAAUUUUGGACAGAUGCCGUACCAUUAGCAGCAUGGAUCAGCAUUUUCUUUGUCAUCAUCACCGCCUUCAACUUUGUCCCCGUCAAAUUUUACGGAGAAAUGGAGUUUUGGCUCGCAUCAAUAAAAGUUGUUGCCAUCGUUGGAUGGUUGCUCUACGCAUUCAUCAUGGUGUGCGGUGCUGGCAAAACAGGUCCAGUGGGAUUCAGAUACUGGAGAAAUGGAUAUGCAUGGGGUCCAGGAAUCCUUGUUGAAAAAAAGUCCACUGGUAGAUUCCUUGCAUUUGUCAGCUCCUUCAUCAACGCAGCAUUCACAUUCCAAGGUACCGAAUUGGUGGGAAUUUCUGCAGGUGAGACUGCAAACCCAAGAAGAACAGUGCCCCGUGCUAUAAGAAAGGUAUUGUUGAGAAUCUUGUUGUUCUUUGUCCUCACAAUGUUAUUCUUGGGCCUCUUGGUACCCUACGAUGACCCCAAAUUGCAAAAUGGUAAUUACACCAGUGUCUCGCCAUUCAUUGUUGCUAUAGAAAACUCAGGAACUAAGGUCUUGCCACACAUCUUCAAUGCCGUGAUCUUAUCAACAAUCAUUUCCGCAGCUAAUUCAGAUGUAUAUUGUGGAUCCAGAGUCGUGUUUGGUCUCGCACAGGCUGGCGUUGCACCCAAGUUUUUCCUUCGUGUUAACAAGUUUGGUGUCCCAUACGUAACCGUGGCUUUUACUGCCAUGUUUGGCUCAUUGGGUUACUUGGCAGUCUCUAAUAGCGGAAGUGAGGCAUUCAACUGGUUAUUGGACAUAACUGGUACAGCCGGCUUAAUCUGUUGGGGUUUCAUCUCGGUGGCUCAUAUUAGAUUCAUGAAAGUAUUGAAGCGGAGAAACAUCUCAAGAGAUUCGUUACCAUUCAAAGCCACUUUCAUGCCAUGGGCUGCAUACUAUGCCUGUUUCUGGACCUUUUUAAUCACCUUGAUCCAAGGAUUCCAGGCCUUUUUCAACGGGUUUAGUACCAGGGAAUUUUUCAUUUCAUACAUCUCCGUCAUCUUGUUUUUCGUUUUAUGGCUAGUUUUCCAUUUCAUUUUCCAAGGGUUCAAUUUCAAAAUGAGAGAUUUCUUGGUGCCUCUUGAUGAGUGCGAUAUAGAUUCGGGCGUCAGAGAAAUCGACGAAAUGGUGUUUGAUGACGAAGAGCCAAAAAACUUGUGGGAAAAGUUUUGGAACAUUGUAGCAUAA
Lodderomyces elongisporus is the source of this 1698-nucleotide messenger RNA. RefSeq names its product arginine transporter Can1. Bases 1 to 1698 code for a protein of 565 amino acids. NCBI's taxonomy places the organism in Eukaryota, Fungi, Ascomycota, Pichiomycetes, Serinales, Debaryomycetaceae. Gene Ontology annotation, cellular component: membrane. The record is from RefSeq and is a predicted model, not a curated record. Gene Ontology annotation, biological process: amino acid transmembrane transport. The transcript has a single exon. Gene Ontology annotation, molecular function: amino acid transmembrane transporter activity.